Molecule: messenger RNA, 693 nt
Organism: Striga asiatica
Lineage: Eukaryota; Viridiplantae; Streptophyta; Magnoliopsida; Lamiales; Orobanchaceae
Source: the annotation of a GenBank genome assembly
AUGCCCCUUGGGCCAGGUCAGGGAAUGGGGAGCGGGUUGGGAGUUUCGUUUCGGAGUUUAUUCGGCCGGAGCAACGUCUGCAUUGCGGCUAAUCGUCUUCUCUUCCCUGUACGAACAGGGCAGCGAAGCAUGCCUCUUCAUCACCGUAAAGAAGCUCCUUCUAUCUUAUAUGGGAUGGGGUCACGCGUAGAACGAGAGCGAGCAAAAAGAAAGCACGUGGGUGCCCCCACUACGCGGGAAGGUAGCGGAAAUAGACAAAACAAGGACUCGACUCAUUCUCUUCAUUCACGGGAAAGAGAGGCAAGGCCGGCUCAAGCCCAAGGCUUUGGCUUUGACAGGCGCAAGGGCAUUAAGCGUGCCAGUGAGUUAGCUGCUGUCGGAAAAAGCGCAAUAGCCAUAGAGUCAAUCCCUGCCUUUAAUUAUCUCACUCCACCUUCUUCAUAUGAGCCUAACAAAGGAUAUCAGCUUGCUCGCCUAUCGGUGAACCCCCAAAAGGAUAUUCUAAGAGAUAAGGAUGUUGCUAUACUGGUACACUACACUGAAACUAAGAACUCUACUUCGGUACAUGAGUUAGAGCUCUUGUUGGUUCCCAGCGAAAAACCACUAAUUGCUUUCAACCUAACUUCGAUAUGGAACUGCCGUUUACAACUCAAAGAUCCACUCCUAGUGGGUGGUAUUCGUGAGUCACAUUGA